Molecule: messenger RNA, 520 nt
Organism: Anopheles bellator
Lineage: Eukaryota; Metazoa; Arthropoda; Insecta; Diptera; Culicidae
Exons: 2
Coding region: 45-485 (146 amino acids)
Molecular function (GO): odorant binding
Source: RefSeq, a predicted model, not a curated record
CCAUCAAACGACUUCACUGAGCUGCACCAAACGAUCAUUGUAAAAUGAAAACAACCAUUCACGUAGCCUGUCUACUAGCACUGAGUCUAGUUGUCAUUGUGCAGGCGAUCGGCGAAUCAACUGCACAAUGCAACACAGUGUUUAAGAAACUCACAAAAAAGAAAUUUUGCGAUGCUACACGCUACGAAAACAUUCUGGGAGUCGACAUGGUCCGGAUGCUGGACUGCGUCUUGAAAGCGGUGAAGGUGGUCGACCAAACAGGAAUGGCGGACUACCGGAAGCUGUACGAUCCGAUGAAGAGAAUCAGGCCAGAUCGGAAGCAUGAUUUUAAUUUGGAAUCGUGCAUGGGCAGGAGCCACAAUUUGCUGCCGACAUCCAAACGGGCCCAUGAUUUUUACAAGUGCAUGAUGAAAAGUGAUUCAAAGGAAGCGUUCAAAAAGGUGCUGAAUGAGAAAAUUUGUCAAAAAUGGUUUCCGAAGCUUUGAAGCAAAGUAAUAAAAAUCUUGACUUGAUUAUGGUA